AUGGGAAGUACAGCCCCAGCGUCAACAUUGAGGGUUGCGGUUGCUCAGUAUGAGCCCGAAUGGCUAGACCUACAGGCAUCUGUCAGGAAGACCUGCUCGAUCAUCACUGAGGCAGCACAGAAAGGCGCGAAACUGGUGGGCUUCUCUGAAGCAUUCAUACCGGGCUACCCGGCUUGGAUCUGGAGCAGACCGGUCGACCCAGUGCUGUCGACCAAAUAUAUCCAAAAUUCUUUGGCGGUUGAUUCGGAUGAGAUGCGGACCAUUCAACAAUGCGCUGCCAAGAACGGAGUUGUUGUCUCCUUAGGAUUUUCGGAGAAUGAUAAUAAUUCAGUUUACAUUGCGCAAGCGCUCAUUGAUUCAGACGGCCGACUCCUCGUGGCUCGACGAAAGCUCAAGCCGACUCAUAUGGAACGAACUAUUUUCGGAGACAGCUCAGGGAACAGCCUGAUCAACGUGUCCCCAACCAAGCUCGGAAAGCGGGUUGGCUCAUUAGCCUGUUGGGAGCACUGCCAGCCCUUGCUGAAGUACCACACCGCCACUCAGCGUGAGGAUAUCCACGUGGCUGGGUGGCCGCCCUUAUCGCCACACGCUGGACCAGAGUUGUUUUCGAUGUCUCAAGAAGGUUGCCUUUGCCUGUCCCAGACCUACGCGAUUGAAACCCAAACAUUCGUCCUUCACUCUACUACUAUCAUCGGCCAGAAGGGGAUCGACGCGAUGUCGACAGAAGGAUCGAUGCUCAUGUCGACUCCAGGUGGUGGCUACUCCGCAGUCGUUGGACCAGAUGGUCGCCUCAUGUCGAAAUACCUGAAGCCUACAGAGGAGGGCCUGGUGGUUGCUGACAUUGACACAAACAUGAAUAUUAUGGCUCGCAGUUUCCUGGAUAUUGUUGGUCAUUAUAGCCGGCCGGACCUGCUUUGGCUUGGUUGCGACACCAGAGAACGAAGACACAAGGUAGACCAGACAAAGCCAUUAGCGGAGGACAAACCCGAAGGGGAGGAAUGA
Messenger RNA from Exophiala aquamarina CBS 119918, 1002 nucleotides. RefSeq lists its product as uncharacterized. Lineage: Eukaryota; Fungi; Ascomycota; Eurotiomycetes; Chaetothyriales; Herpotrichiellaceae. The coding region runs from base 1 to 1002 and encodes 333 amino acids. The transcript is spliced from 3 exons. The record is from RefSeq and is a predicted model, not a curated record. Gene Ontology annotation, molecular function: catalytic activity.